This is a messenger RNA of Pseudomyrmex gracilis, 3165 nucleotides long. RefSeq lists its product as uncharacterized. The record is from RefSeq and is a predicted model, not a curated record. The coding region runs from base 322 to 2277 and encodes 651 amino acids. NCBI's taxonomy places the organism in Eukaryota, Metazoa, Arthropoda, Insecta, Hymenoptera, Formicidae. The transcript is spliced from 9 exons.
GACAGGAGACAUCGGCGCAUGAAAGUCAGUCGAGUAUGGUCGACCGAUCGGUGAAUGUGCGUUGUGGGUUUAUAACUUCAACCAGUACACCCGGGUUGUCCGUCGCUCCCGCGAUCAAUCGUUGCAAUUAAAGCGGGGAGAGACACGUUUUCUCGCGCAUUCCGCGCGAUUUGUCAAUCGUGUGUGUCACGGUGCGCGAAAAAGAUACAAGUUUCGCCGAGGUAGGUAAAGAAACAAAGAGAAAUAAAAAUCUUUUGCGGAACGGCAUACGAGCGAAGAAGUGAGUCACCGGUGAAGGUCUGUGACUUGAGAAAAAAUAAAAUGAGACACUUCGCGCGUUGCUGGCUGUUUGUGGUGCUGGGCGCGUUGGCCGCGGUGGCUCUUGCCGCGAUCAGGAACGACGCGUCGACGGUCGACGGACUUAGACAAACUCUGUUGCAAUUGGAACGGGAGUUGAAGAAGAAACUCGCCGACGAGCGAAGAUGGAUGAACGUCACGAACGAGCAGGAGAAGUAUCUGUUUCUGAUCAAAGCGUACAAGAGAUUUGGCAACGAGGUGGACAAACAAUUUCCCGCGGACCGACAGGAUCACUUGCGAUCGCUGGACUCCAUGUGGCUUUGGGCCCGCGCGAAGGUCGAGGCCAAGAGCGUCAACGGCUUGUACAACGUGUUCAGACAGAUGCAGCGCGAAAUCGUCGAGCUGAACGCGCCGAUUAACGCGAAGCAGCUGGCGAAUUUUGCCGAGACGAUUCUGCGAGAUCCAAACGCCUCGAUACCGAGAGCUCUCGAUCGCAUCAUGAGUUUGAUUCUUCACGAGAAGUUGUUCCUAGCAGCUUCUCAGGAAGCGUCGGAACAAAUGUGCAAUGAGAAGCAAUCGCCGCAGCAACUGCUGUACAAUUUGUACAAUGCCGUGGCUUUAACGGAGAUCAAGGGUUACAGCAUGAUUCAAUUCUCGUACAUGUUGCUCACUUUGUACAACGAAGGCAAUAACUUUAGCGAAGAGAUUCAAAUGCUGAAGAAUCAGUACGAGACCAGAACGUCUGAGACACUGAGAGCGGUAAAGAUCUCAAUGGCCUUCGCUCCGAGAGGUAUUUGGAGAUGUGAUCCAAGCAGUCACAAGUUGGACGAAACCUACACGGAGUUGAAGCAAGUGUUUCAGGGAUACAUUGUAAACGAGGUGGAUCUGAACGGCGACAACACGUGCAAGGAGAACUGCGCUUAUUACGGAUACACCAAGCAAUACAGUUGCUAUAAGAAUCUGUUUUGUUCGAGACAACGUCAGUGCAACGGCAAGAUACUUCAUUGCGAGUACAUCGAUUCCGACAUGUGGAUCUGUCCCUCGGAGAGAAACAGCAACCGAAGAUACGAAUACAUUCAGUACGAGAACGGUCUCGUUUACGGAAACAAGAACACGUGUCAGCGAACAACGACCAAAGUCGACAGCUGGUGGCGAUGGCUAUUCUGGCACUGCAGCUAUUGCUUUUGCUAUUGCGACGAUCACACAUUGAAUUCCGAUCGUUACUUCAGUCUUCGAUCCGUGACGUCCGACAUCUCGAAUAACAAAGUUAUAACGGGGGCGAAAUUGAAAAAAGUGAAUCAAGUCGUUCACAUACAAAUUCAAGAGGGUCAGUUGCUACCGCGUGGAGCGAUCAAUGCGUCCACAAUCAACUGGCAGCCGAUCAAUGGGUUUUCCAUCAUGGACAGUAACGUGAGAAGCGGCGUUGAUUAUCACAAAAUUGUGUGGGAAAAACGCGCUUUGGAUCUCGACGAUCUGGUUUCGGCGCAAGAUCAUCUGUUGACAGGAAUCCGAUUCCGUAUGGUCGGCAGUCGAUUGAACUUGGAAAUCAGGGUGACACCGUUCAAUUUCACGUCCGGAUUGUUAAUUCAACCGGAGGAGAAGAGUUUCUGGCACAGCAACGACGUCACCGACAGAACCGAGCUGAAGUUCGUCGACCCCGACAUACCGAUCCGCGAUCCCGUUCAGCACGUGCCGGAUUCCGGGGUGAAUCAAUAUUUGAAUUUCGCACCGAGCGAUCGGCGAAAGGACGCCGCGCAAAGCACGAUUCCAUUUAUCGACGUUCAACCGAUCGAACUGAAUCCGGCAGUGCCGAUCGCCGGGGCCGGUGUUAUUCACAAAGGUCACAAAGGUUCGGGCGGCUUCGUCGCGAUGAAAUUGAUCACCUACGAUUUCGCGCCUCAUUUGCAGAUCGAUCUGCCGCCGGCACCGCCGGUUCUCGAAGCUCCGAACGAAAUCGAACUUCUUCCCGAAGCUUCGUAAAAUUGUUCGUCUUUUUUUUUUUUUUUUUUUUUUUAUACUUUGUUAAAAUAUUAAAGAAACCUGUGAUUUUAACAAGGACCUCAAUGUACAUACCGAGGUGCAAAACGCGUAUCGAACGGUUGAAUAUAAAAUGUCGAAUUCUAAAAGUUUUAUGAAACAUAAUUGAUUUAAAAAUAAACAAAUAUCGAUAGUUUAACGUUUAGAAGCUGCAAAUGCUGUGAAAACGUUUACUUGUUCUUUUAUUUUCCUCUUUUAAGUUUAUCCAAAAUGAAAAUUCGCGGUUUACUUUAAUUAAUUGUCUCAAUCAUUUGUUAUAUUACGUCUCCUUGAAAAUUAUCUCUCUGAGAUUUUUUUUAUUAAAACCAAAUCUGAACGCCGAACAUUUUAUAUCCAACUCUGAUCUAUAAUGUGUUUAGAUUUCGUUACAAGCAACUUUGUAAUUACGUACGGAUUUUUAAUAUACUAUUGUAAACUCUCAUUUUGUACACUCGUAGAAAUACACUCGUAGAAAUACACUCGUAAUGAAAUAGUGUACUGUCAAAUGCCAAAUGAAUUAAUAAUUUUUAAGCGUAAAGUAUAACACAGAAGAAGUCUCUGACUACAGAAUCUCUUCCACAAAUUAAGUUUCUCUUACUUGUUUCUUUAAUAGUAGAAAAGUUUAUCUUGAAAUUUAUCAUAUUUAAAAAAAUGCAGAAAUAUAUCGAGUAUAUGAAGAUAAACACAUAUGUUAGAACAGCAAAACCUUUCUCUCUGCAUUUCUCAAAUUUGAUUUUAUCAAUAAAACAUUUGAGUUCAAGUUUACGAUUAUAGUGUAGUUAGCUAUUAAUUUUAUAUAAAUUAGUUGUAAGAUUUUAAAAUAAAAUAUCACACGAUAUAUACAACAACAAA